Messenger RNA from Physella acuta, 3181 nucleotides. RefSeq names its product cadherin-23-like. Gene Ontology annotation, molecular function: calcium ion binding. The record is from RefSeq and is a predicted model, not a curated record. NCBI's taxonomy places the organism in Eukaryota, Metazoa, Mollusca, Gastropoda, Physidae. Gene Ontology annotation, cellular component: membrane; cell-cell junction. Gene Ontology annotation, biological process: homophilic cell-cell adhesion.
GGUAGCCUAAAAAAACGCAUAAGAUAGCGCGCUGCUAUUUGGAAUCUAAAUCCGGUCGAAAUCACUUGGAUUUUAAUGAGAAGUAGCUGUAGCUAAAUCGUAAACACAUCAGUGGGAACAGAACAAAACUUUCUGGAGUGAGCUAGAGUGAACAGAAUAAUGACGUGGACAGUAUUCUAUGUGUUGCUCACCGUGUGUAUUGGAAGAGCAGUAGCUGGCGUGCCUGAGAUUACCGAUUUCACUAAAGUCGUGAUUCUCCGUGAGUCUACGUCAACCAAUGAGCUUCUCUCUUACAUCAGCUGUACUGACCCCGACGGUGACCCGACCAGCUGUUUCGUCAAAUCGAUGACGCCGUCCUUUCCCUGCAGCGGCUGUUUCGCUGUCUUUGACUGUUCGUCGCCGAGCCCACCCACACAGCAGCACUGCCUGCAGUACAGGCACGGGGUGGGGACACUGAGCCACACCCUGGCACCGUCCUACCUGCUGGAGAUCGUCUGCACCGACGAGAUUGGUAAACAGCCGGCACGGGAGGUCAUACAGGUCAUCAUACAGGCCAACUCGCCGCCAUAUUUUGACCCGGAUGUUUUGAACCUUUCCAUCUCUGUCCUUGCUGACUUCGUCAAUGACGUCAUCUAUAACGUCGAUGGUGAUGACGAUGAAAACGACGACAUCACCUACUCUCUGCAGACAAGGCCUACGUCGUCUUUAAUGUAUUACCAGAUAAAUUCGUCUACAGGAGAAAUCAGAGUCGUUAAGAAUCUUCGUACUGGAUGCCGGAUGACGGAUACACUUUUGGUCUUCAUGACAGACGGCAAGAAUUCUGUUGGACCACUGGUCAUUGAUGUGAAAAUCAUUGGUGCCAACUUUCCACCUUCUGCCUCCAACCUCGAAACCACAGUGUACGUUCCAGAAGGUUCCACGAACACCAUCUACGAAAUGAUCUUUAAAGACCCGGAUCUUGACGUCAUCACCUACACCGUUGCCACAACAACACCCAUAGGCCUAGCUCAGUUACGUGUUGACGGAAAGAAUCCAAACAUUGAUGUGACCGGAAGUCUGGACUACGAGAACCUCGACCACAGAAUGAUAGACCUCAGGAUACAACUGUCUGAUGGCUUCUGCUUGUCUCCCUUGUAUCAUCUGCGAUUAGUGAUAACCGAUGUAAACGAACCUCCAUCUAUCUCACCAACUAACACUAGACUAGACGUAUGUGAAGGAAAGAUCGAGUUCAACCCGAAGUUGAAGGUCACUGACCAGGAUAUACUUGACCUUCACACCUGGCGGAUCAACAAUACAACGUACAACAGGGAUGGCCUGUUCGCCAUUGACCCGUCUACUGGAUUUAUCCGCACACUGGCGGACUAUGACAUCGACAAGACAGGGGCGGUAACUCAAAGAACUGUAAUUGUUCAGGUGGAGGAUAAAGGUGGAUUGACAGCCACAGCUACGGUCACUGUGAGUUUUCUCGACUGUAACGACAACGCCCCUGUGUUUCAGUUCGCGAACUACACAACGUCUGCUACUGAGUGCACGUCAGCAGGUACCAAAGUUCUCCAGCUGUCUGCUACAGAUAAGGAUUCCAGUCGACAGCAGAAUAAUGUCAUCCAUUACAGAGGUUCUGGGGGUGCUGUUGUCGCGGGCUCAAGUGGUGAGAUCAUCGUACUCCACGCAAUGCCAGCUGGAUCAGUUGUGACCUUCCUUGUGUACGCCUGGGAUAUGGGCCAAACGCCGGGACCUUUGAUGAGUGUUAACCCGACCGUGGUUAGUGUAAGGUUUACGAGAUGCCCUCCGACAAGAACACCACCACCUAUCGUCCCAGUUCCACAAACAACAGCUCUAGUGAUCACAACAGAAACUACCACGGUACUCACUCAAAAGAAAGACGACAACCUAGCCUGGAUACUUAUAGCAGCGCUUCUGGGUACUGCUAUGUUAGGUCUACAGGGCUUCAUGGCCUGGCGAUAUGGACCCAGGUGUGUUAGGGCCUGUCAGAAGUUCAACUGUGAGUGUAGUAAACCCAGACGCAGAGUUAGACGUGUGGCACCAGCAAAAGAAGAAAACAUUUACAAUGAGCCUCUGGAGGAGCCUGAACCACCUGGUCCAGGGUUUCUGUUUGGGUUCUGGAAGGAAAGGUACCCCAACGAUGACUUCCAGACCCCACCCGACCGCAGAAAUCUACCCACCCCUGCUGAUAUGGAACCCCACUAUCCACACACGGUGGAUCCAGUGGAUGACCCAAUCCAGGAUGACCUCAAGGAUAUGAACCAGAAGAAAUGUGUUAUUCUGUAGAUGUAGGUCAUGUGAUCAAAUACUCCGUCCAUUUGUUCAGCUAAUGUAGAUUUUAAAUGCGUCUAAAAUAAUGUACAUUUUAUGCUAAGCAUGGUAAAACUGUUUCAAGUCAUGUACAUUUUUAAUACAAAUCUGUAAAACAACAUUAAGUCAUGUACAUUUUUAAUACAAAUCUAUAAAACAAUAUUAAGUCAUGUACAUUUUUAAUAAAAAUCUGUACAAAAACCUUAAGUCAUGUACAUUUUAAUACAAAUCUGUAAAAAAAUCUUACGUUAUGUACAACUUGUUAUAAAGAUUAAGCAUCUGUCUAAAGGCAUGUGAAAUUUGUAACUUUUUAAAAAAUAGUAAAAAAAAAAUCGUAAUGAACUAUAAUAUUUGAAAACUUUUAAAUCAGUUUAAAGGCCUGUAAAUAUUUUAGCUCAAACCACUACAAAAAAAAAACACGAACAACAUAAUUAUAUUUCUGUCUCAGCAUCUAUUAUGUUUUCUACGAAACUGCUCCUUGAGGCCAUUCGAUGCAUAGUUUAGUUGUAAUUAACAAACUAUUAAAUCACACUUGCACAAUAAUUUGUUAAUUUUAUAGAACGUAGCUAUUAAAAAUGCCCAAUGAUGUUUGGAAUAAAUACAAUUGCCUGGAAAAAAACCCUAGCUAAAAUGGGACAUAGAUGCCUGUUUGGCUCUGUCGGUUCUAAUUAAAUACACAUUGAUCAAAGAUUUUGGUUGUAUUUAAUGUAAAAUCAAUCUGAGUAAGUUCCCUUGUAAAGAAAAAAUAACAGAACUAAGCAAUUUUAUAUGAUGUCGUUAUUUAUUUAUUUAUGCGUUGUAUGUUAUAGUUGGGUUUAACAAGCUUAUUUUGUAAAUAGCACAUAAUAGUACGCCUAUUGGUGAAAAU